UGAUCAAGUGUCCUUAACUAGUGCUUUAAUUUUUAAUUAAGUUAUUAAUUAAAUAAUUAAGCACCUCAUCACCACCACUACCCUCCAUGACUGUGACCCUGUACUUUCUUCAACAAUUUUUCUGAAAAAAAUUAAAAAUUUUGAAGGGAAAAAACCCCACAAACAGUUAAAAGCAGAUUGAUAAACCAACCAAUUUCUUCCCAAUUUUGUGUUGAUUAUUUAUUAUUAGUACAUCCAAAAAAGCUAAAAAAUUUUGCAGCAAGUUUACUCAAUUUUAAAUUUAUUUUUUUUUUCUUGGCACAACUAUCCAUCCACCAUAACCCUAAAACUUACUCUUUCUAUUUCUCAUCAUCUUCUGUAUUUAUUUAAUUUUCUCUCUCCUCAAAUCUUUGAAUUUCAUCCACAAUUCUCUCUCUGAAAAGGGUAAAUUGAAAUGGGUUUUUUGAGCUCCGAAUUCAAACCACCCAACUGGGUAUGGAAGUGAAGAAGAAAAAACCCACAUUUUUGUUGUUGUUCUGCAAAUGGGGAAGUCUGAAGAAAAUGAUGAAUUUUCUCUCUCCUCAGCUGCUGUUAAUGGUGAAGGAAUUUCUGGGUCUAAUGCAGAAAGAGGAGAGUGUAGUUUAAUUUGUAGGGUUUUUAAGCUCAGGUGUAUUUUAGCACUUUUGCUUGGGAUUUCAGUUUUUCUUUCUGCUGUUUUUUGGUUGCCCCCCUUCUUAAAUUUCGCAGAUCGAAGUGAUUUAGAUCUAGAUCCACGGUAUCGAGGUCAUACAAUUGUUGCAAGUUUUAGAUUAAAAAGGCCAGUUUCAUUUGUGGAAGACAAUAUUGAAGAGCUCGAAGGAGGGAUCUACGAGGAUUUUGGAGCUGCUAAUGCAAAAGUGGCCAUCUUAUCAAAGGAAAGUUCUGGAUUAAAUUCUACAGAUAUCGUGUUUGCGAUUGAUCCAGUGUCCAAAAAUUCUAUUUCUUCAGCCCAACUGAGUUUAAUUCGAGCAAAUUUUGUAUCUUUGGUGAUACGACAAUUCGACUUUGAGUUGAUCCCAUCUUUGUCUGGAGAGUCAUCUUUCUUUGAGGUGCUGAAGUUUCCUGGUGGAAUUACUAUUAGUCCUCCCCAAAUCGCAUAUCCGCUGCAGAAAGUUCAGAUUCUUUUUAACUUCACUUUAAACAACUCUAUUCUCCAAAUACAAGAAAAUUUUGAGGUGCUGAGGAACCAACUUAAAUAUGGGUUACAUUUGACUGGUAAUGAGAACUUGUACAUUCGCCUGACAAAUUCUAGAGGUUCCACUGUGGCUCCUCCUGCUACUGUUCAGACAUCUGUUGUGCUGAAGGUCGGAGUUCCCUCUCAGCCGAGGCUGAAGCAGCUGGCUCAAACCAUAAGAGAUUCUCCUGCUAGAAAUCUCGGUCUUAAUAACACUGUCUUCGGUAAAGUCAAACAAGUUAGCCUUUCUUCAGUACUUCAACAUUCUUUAAGUGGUGAUGCUCCUAGCCCAACACCUGCUCCUACUCCUGCUCCUCUUCCUCACCACCACCACCACCAUCACCACCACCAUCACUAUCACCACCACCAUCAUAACGACCAUGAUUAUUUACCUCCUACUAGUGCGCCCUCUUUUUCACCUGUGGAAGCUCCUCAACCUGUAAAGAGUGCUCCUCCGCCACAGAGAAGUGCUCCCUCACCUGUGAGACAUCGCCGAGCUUUUCCAUCUUUUGCCCCUGCACCUGCUAGAAGCUAUCAGGCAAGCCCUCCAGGUGCCCAUCCGCCUUUUAGAAGCUAUCCAGCAGACCCCCCAGGCUGCAGGUUUAGAUUCAGGAGUAGGCAUUUCCCAAAAAGCCCUCAACAAUCUCCUAGGGCACCUAGAAUGCCUCCUCGCAGUUAUGUUGCUGCCACACCACAUCCACAAGCUAAGCCACCAACUCCCGUUGCACAUCGGAUUUCACCAUCUAGUCCUUUGCCAAAUGUUAUAUAUGCUCGUGUUCAUCCCCCAUCAGCAAGUGAAAUGGACCCAGGGCCUCCAGACAAGAUGCCAUCAAUCACACCUUCUCCAUCUUCUGGAGAUCAUAUUACAGCUUUUUCUUGGGUAAUCUCACUGUUAGUAGCUCUUUUACUGCAUAACUGUUGGUAGAAUGUGCGAUUCCCUCGUCUAGGUGAGUUCUACUCCACGGCAUCUAAUGGACUUGUUUGUAUCAUCCAAAAUUGAAGAAAGAAAACAUCCUAAGCUGGCGGAAACUUGUAAAGUGGGAGCAAUGCAAAGAUGGCAUUCUCCACAGUUGCUUGAGUGAAUAUACGGUGUUGUUUUUGUACAUGUAAAUAUACAAUUGAAACAAAAUUCGAGUGGCGGGAUGCAUUCUCAGGUCAAAGUCCACAAAAGUGGCAGGCCACCUUAAUGAGAAUGCCAUAGCCACUUGUUUGUGUAAUGAACUCUCUUCUGCAGAAGUGUAAGGCCAAAGUCAAGAAUUUAUCAUCCAAUACAUUUUUGCCCUUAAAAGUCUCGGCAUCGAAGGCAUGCCAUGAGUCUUUUUCGUUAUAUCCGUUGCAUUAGGAAACAAUAACAUUACGGGUUAAAUGUUAUUACCAUAUUCGACAUCUCAACAACUUUGAUCUUCCAGAAUUCUACUGGACCCUAAUGGUAGGCUGUCUACUGUCUAGAUUUGGUAUGUGAAGUUGAUUAGUACACUUCCUGAAAGCGACACGAUAUAAUUGCCUUAUUAUUGUAUUUUAUAUCUAGAUUUGCUCUGGAUUAUGAUGUAUGUUGUAAUAGUUUCACGGUGUUGAUGGGAAGUAGCUGUUUGCUU
Molecule: messenger RNA, 2787 nt
Organism: Chenopodium quinoa (quinoa)
Lineage: Eukaryota; Viridiplantae; Streptophyta; Magnoliopsida; Caryophyllales; Amaranthaceae
Exons: 5
Coding region: 522-2117 (531 amino acids)
Source: RefSeq, a predicted model, not a curated record